Messenger RNA from Nicotiana tabacum (common tobacco), 2307 nucleotides. Its product is annotated as enoyl-CoA delta isomerase 1, peroxisomal. Gene Ontology annotation, molecular function: delta(3)-delta(2)-enoyl-CoA isomerase activity. Gene Ontology annotation, biological process: fatty acid beta-oxidation. Lineage: Eukaryota; Viridiplantae; Streptophyta; Magnoliopsida; Solanales; Solanaceae. Gene Ontology annotation, cellular component: peroxisome. The record is from RefSeq and is a predicted model, not a curated record.
GGUAUGGCUGUUUCCCAAAAAAAUUUCACUCACCGACCGAAAAUGAAAAAAUAACCGUUCUUUUCCAUCGUAUCAGACACCCUUAAUCAAGAACCAAUAAUAUCUUCAUUUCUGUUCCCUUUCUUUCUUCUACCUACCAAAAAUCCUCUACUUUUUAGUAGGGACAAUCUUCCAUAGCUGCUGAAAUCCAGCCAUAGGAAGGAGAAAAAAGGGAGGGAUGUGUACAUUAGAGAAGAGAGGCAACAUCUUCCUCUUAACCUUAACUGGUGCUGAUGAGCACCGUUUACACCCCAACCUUAUUGACUCCCUCGCCGCCGCUCUCCGCCGUCUCCGAUCUGAACCAGCUUCUUCCUCUGCCGCUCUGAUCACCACAGCGCAAGGUAAAUUCUUCUCCAAUGGUUACGAUCUUAAGUGGGCCUUAGUUGACAAAGCUCGCCCACUACUCAUGUCUAAGAAACUUCGCGCACUUGUCUAUGACUUAAUCACCUUGCCUAUGCCCACAAUUGCUGCUGUCACUGGACACGCAUCUGCUGCCGGUUUAAUCUUCGCCCUUUCUCAUGAUUACGUUCUUAUGCGUAAGGAUCGAGGGUUUCUUUAUAUGAGUGAGCUUGAUAUUGGAUAUAAGAUUCCGAUUUGGUUUUCGGCUUUGUUUAAGUGUAAAGUUGGGUCGCCGGCGGUUUGGCGUGAGGUGGUGUUGAAAUCGGCUAAGAUGACGGCUGAGAUGGGAGUUGAAAUGGGGAUUGUUGAUUCGGCUCACACUGGAGCAGAGGAGACUGUGGAGGCAGCUGUGAGGUUAGGGGAAGAAUUGGUGAGCAGAAAUUGGGAUGGGAAAGUGUAUGCUGAUUGUAGGAAAACUUUGUAUGUCGAGCUACUAAAUUCUCUUGGUUCUGAUGAGACUGUGGGAGAUUACGGUGAGGAGGAGAAGCCAAACAAGACUCUGUCAAGGCUGUGACUGGGGCAUUGGUGCAUUCUUGCAUAUAUAGAUAUGGACUGAUAAGUUUUCUUGCCAGUAUUUUAGUUGAGAUAAUUUAGCUUUGGCCUAUUUAUCUGAAGCUGUAAUAUAUCCAAAAUAAGAGUACAUGUAUUUGAUUAUAUGAGUUGAACCUAAAGAAAGAAGUGGGGAUUUAUAUUGCCGACCCCAACUUGUUUGGGACUGAGGCGUAAUGAUGAUAGUAGUUGUUUUGUUGUCCACCAAUAAUGAUUGGUCGCUUGAAGUUGUAACAUGAAUAUAACAAACAAUCGUGGAUAAUUAUUAUGCAGGAUUAUGGAUACCACAAAUUUGUAAGGUAAGGUUAAUGCUGAGUGUGGCUUCUUGAAUCUGAUGAGAAAAUGUUCAUUGUUUGGACUUGCAAUGUUGAGCAUAAAGAAGUAUGAGGUUUUAUUGCAUUAUUGUUUAUUCAUAGACCGGUGUUACAGGGAGCAAUUGGUGAAGAAUGCUUGAGUACUGAUUGACUUUACAAAUAUAAGUUACAAUUAUAAAUUUCACUCAGGAGCGAGGAUUAUGGAUUGGAUUUCUGAAAUUAUAUCCUGCAUGUUCCCCUCAUGUCUAUAUUUUCUGAAUCCAUUCCAUUUUAAGAUUUCCACUCAGAAUUAUCAAGAUCUGUUACUAGUAAUAAGUUCACUGUGGCAGACCAGGCAAAUUCAACAUCAGCAUCAAAAGGAUGAGUUCUGAGUGCUGCCUCCACAAUCAUCAGUUUGUUGUAAAAUGUGUUAGCUUCUCCUGGUGGCUGCAUCCGUUGAAGAUUUACCGGCUUGUUCAUGAAAACUUAUGUGUUCUGUAAGCUGGUAUGGACCCUAAAUUCAACAUCAGAUUCAGACAUUCAUUUUAACAAGGGAAGUGGAAGUAUGCUGCAGGGUGAAGUUGCGUUUUCUCUUUUAUACCAGCUGUUGGCCAAGGAAAAUUGCGCCUUAUGUUGCUCCUUGACACUUGGUUAAGGCUCCCAUUAUCUUGGCUCGUUCUUGCUUAACUUGGUGUUUAUGUCUAGAUCAUGAGACAGCUUUGCCAUUGCUCAUCCUGUAGUUGAUUGUGGUGUUUUUUCCUCCAACGAAUAAAUGCGGGAAAAGAUUGAAAAUGUUGUAACAUAGACAUCAUAUGACUUCUGGACCAUACUAUUGUAUGUUUGAUUAUACUGAAUUACAAAUAAGUAUUAUUGUGUUAGCAGAAAUUGUCCACAAACAUUGUGAAGUUUUCUCCCCCCCGCUCACUCUUGUAGCGGGACUGGAGAGUUUCAGAGGUGUGGAUUUAGUUGUGUAUAUAUUAUACUCCAUAUGCUUUUGCUCUUUGAAUAAAUGUCCCCAUACCGAAUU